Molecule: messenger RNA, 1875 nt
Organism: Sycon ciliatum
Lineage: Eukaryota; Metazoa; Porifera; Calcarea; Leucosolenida; Sycettidae
Product: 26S proteasome regulatory subunit 6B-like
Exons: 6
Coding region: 113-1369 (418 amino acids)
Biological process (GO): proteasome-mediated ubiquitin-dependent protein catabolic process
Cellular component (GO): proteasome regulatory particle, base subcomplex
Molecular function (GO): ATP binding; ATP hydrolysis activity; proteasome-activating activity
Source: RefSeq, a predicted model, not a curated record
UUCAGAAUCAAGCAGAAGAAUUUUUCGUUUGAGUUCAGAAGCAAAGUGUUUUGAGUCAGCUUGAAAGAUUUGAUUCGGUGAGGUGCAAUUGAUUGUGAAACACGAAGAGCUGAUGGCGGAUGUUUCUGAAAAGAUGGAAGAGGAGAAAAAGGAAAUAAAGCCUGAAGAUUAUGAUCCAGAGUAUGUGUCGAAGUCGGAGGAGGUUCCUGCGCUAUGUGAGCGUACGGACGUGUAUGUGAAAUUAAAGGGUCUUCAAAAGAGAUUGGAAUUCCUACAAGUGCAGGAGGACUACAUUAAAGACGAGCAGAAGAAUUUGAAGCGCGAGUACCUGAGAGCUCAGGAAGAAGUCAAACGUAUUCAGAGUGUUCCACUAGUCAUUGGACAGUUUCUGGAGGCUGUUGACCAGCACUCUGGAAUAGUUGGUUCGACGACAGGCUCCAACUACUAUGUCAGGAUUCUCAGUACCAUCGAUCGUGAGUUGCUGAAAGCAUCAGCAUCAGUCGCCCUGCACAAGCAUAGCAAUGCAUUAGUGGAUGUGCUGCCACCGGAGGCAGAUAGCUCUAUAUCGCUGUUGUCAGCUGAUGAGAAGCCGGACGUGAAGUACGAGGACAUUGGUGGUAUGGACAUUCAGAAGCAAGAGAUGCGAGAGGCGGUUGAACUGCCGCUGACCCACUUUGACCUGUAUCAGCAGAUUGGUAUUGACCCACCGCGUGGUGUACUGAUGUAUGGACCGCCGGGUUGUGGCAAGACUAUGCUUGCCAAGGCUGUUGCCCAUCACACAACCGCGUCGUUCGUGCGCGUCGUUGGCUCCGAGUUCGUUCAGAAGUACCUGGGCGAGGGAGCAAGAAUGGUGCGUGAUGUCUUCCGUCUUGCCAAGGAGAACGCACCGUCCAUCAUCUUCAUUGAUGAAAUCGAUGCUAUUGCAACGAAAAGAUUCGAUGCCCAAACGGGAGCUGAUCGUGAAGUCCAGAGAAUCCUACUCGAGUUGCUCAACCAGAUGGAUGGCUUUGAUCGGAAUGAAAAUGUCAAGGUGAUCAUGGCGACGAAUCGUGCAGAUACGCUUGACCCAGCGUUACUGCGACCUGGUCGACUUGAUCGAAAGAUUGAGUUCCCGCUGCCCGAUCGCCGCCAGAAGCGUUUGAUCUUCCAGACGAUCACAAACAAGAUGAACCUGUCCGAAGAAGUAGACUUGGAAGAAUAUGUUGCAAGGCCAGACAAGAUCAGUGGCGCAGACAUCAACGCUAUUUGCCAAGAGGCUGGUAUGCAAGCAGUACGAGAGAAUCGCUACGUCAUUCUUCCCAAGGACUUUGACAAGGCGUAUAAGAAGGCGAUUCGCAAGGAAGACGUAGAGUUUGAUUUCUACAAGUAAUCUAUAUCAAGUCAGUUGACUUACCGGUUUUGUUUAUACUAGUAACAACUGUGUUACACAAUUGUCGUGUUGAACGUAUGUAGGUUUUUAUCAAGGUAACGCCGCCGCUGUAUUAUAGAGCAUUCUUUAUCUUUCCUUGUUUGAAUUUGCCGUUUGAAUUUGCCACGCACCGGAAUUGUUCCGCAUGGUGUAUGUACAGAGUGCAUGCUGUCUUUUAUUCUUCUCCUUCUUUUCUCUCUCUCUCCCUUGCUUUUGCUGUAUCUUCGCACUUCGAUCGUGAUGCGCGUUCAACCGAGAAUCUCGUUUUUCCCGUUGCUGGCGGCUCUUCUCCCACACUCUCCGCUCAGCUCAGGCCUAUGCAUGCAGCAAGUUUCUCAGCUGUAAGUAACCAUGGCAACGUGGUGUUUGACUGCCGCAGCCAGUACCCAUCCCACUGCCGCUCACCAUUCAUUCAACAGGCAUCUUUUUUUUUACUACCAUGUGACAUCAUAGAUUGUGAACCUCAA